CUGCCUUCUGCCUGCUGCCUAUCACCGCUCUCUGCCAUGAGCGACGUGCUCCUCCAGCAGGUGCAGGCCAGACUAGCAGCCGAGGGAGCCGACUGGCUGCACCAGCUCCUCGGCUCCGCCGGCACCCAGGUACAGGGCAUGCAAGCGGCGAGCGGUGCCGGUAGGCGACCGCCUCGCCGCUCCCGCCCUCCCUCCCGCCUGAGCCCCAGUCCCCCUAGGCCCACGCGGCGCAAGACCUCCGCCGCUGCCUCCCAACCUCCGACUGCCGCGCCGGCAAGGCAGCGCACGGAGGGUAGGACAGGGGCCCGCGUGACGUCACGCGGCCCCGAAACUGCCACCAAUGCGGCCCCCAUACAAAAGCCCUCCGCCAGUUCUAAUAAGGCGAAGAGGGCCGCACGCAGGCCUCCCCAAGCACCCCAGGCCCAAAGUAUUGCGUCACCCACAGCUGAGGCAGCUCCUCAACCCAGUGUACCGGCCAGCCAAAUACCACUUUUCUCCACACCCAUCCCCCACUGCAGCACUAGGCCCCUUAUAGCCAUGAGGCACACGUCCCCUGUCCCACUGGAGGUAGAGGAAGGAGAGCUACUACUGGAGGAAGCUUUCUCCAGGUCACCCAGCCUGUCACCAGACCAUUUCUUCUCCACACAGCCCACAUCCCCCCCCCCACCCCUCCCCACCUAAAUCAUAUAUUUCAGAAGCCUUUCCUCAGGUUUUUUACACCCAACCCCUCAACCAGUCAAGUCGCACCCGGCAGAUGGCGGGCACGCCCGCACCAAGGCCCCCCCUGGACACAGGGACACGCAGGCGCCACCAUUCCACUGGUUCGGCCAGCGGGGUGUCGGCCAGCCACCAACCGGUCACCACCCUGACCAGGAGUACGGUCGUACGGAGGGCAGCCUCCACACGAUCAACCUCACCCAGAGCACCCCUGCACUAUGGCAGUCCCAGCCCAGCUGACACUGACUACCACCAAGGCAGACCUAGGCUACGUGACACAUCUGGGUACAACCCGAGAUCUCAGCCAGUAGCAGCACCUGCAUGCCCUGUUCCGGCCAGCCACAACCAGGCACAGUACGACUGGAACCCAACAGUGGGGGACCUUCAGAGAAUUGGUGCCGGAUACGGAACGGGAGGGAGCAAAAUGCCCAGCAUUCCUAUGGCGCCUGGUGGAGGACAACUGCUGAUCCUGGUUAGGUCCUCGGUCACCCCAGCAACGUGGCAAGCAUAUGGUAACGCAUGGAGCGAGUGGUUACAUUUUGCUAAGGGUAACGGCGAGGAUGCUCGCCAGCUAUGCGACAGCACUAUUAACUACCUAGUAGCGCUGCGAGCCAGGGGCGGGUCAGCCAUUUCCGCGCAAAGGCGCCUCACCGGCUUGGCCUUUUUCUUUAAGCUUCUAGGUUGGCAGGAUGUCACUAAGCACUUCAUAAUUACACAGGCCCUCAAGGGCUGGAGGCGAGAGGGGAAGAAGGGUGACACGCGCAGGCCAGUGGAUUUCCAGCUGCUACAGCGCUUGCUAGCCCCACUUCAGGUCAUCUGCAAGUCUCCAUACGAGACUGCUCUAUUCCGGGCAGCGUUCAGCCUUGCUUUCUUUGGGGCCCUUCGCAUUAGUGAGCUCGUCCCCCAGAGCGCCAAAAAGCUGGGCGGACUUAAGCAAGAAGACAUGAUCGUAAACGAAAAAUUUAUAAGGUUCCGGAUAGGUAGGUCAAAAACUGAUGUCCUAGGAAGGGGCUGCUGGGUGACCAUCUCCGCUAUCCAAGGCCAUGCUUGCCCAGUACAGCUGAUUAGCACCUUCGCGGCGCUGCGGAGCGCGGGCACAAACUUCCUCGUACACGAGGAUAGCUCCCCCCUUACACGCUAUCAGUUUAGCCGCCUGUUCAACAGAUGCCUCGAGCACCUGGGUCUGGAAAAAAAGGAGUUCGGCACGCACUCCUUCAGAAUUGGCGCUGCGACGGAAGCAUGCUUACAAGGCCUUAGCGAGUCGUCAGUAAAAUCAGUGGGAAGGUGGAAGUCGAAUUGCUUUGCGGCUUAUAUUCGUCCCAACCUGAUAAUUAAUCAGUUCUCUCCCCAGGUUCCAAUACGCCAGUAAUUCUAAUGGUUGGUCAUUCCUACCUCCGUCGGGCAGAGAGGUGGGCGGCUAUUCGUCCAGGAGGCAGGAACCUCGGUUUCCAUGGGGUUGACAUGGUUUGGAAGGGAAUUAGCGGCCUGCGGUGGCUACAAGUAUUACCAGAAGUGUUUACCUUCAGUAAAAUUUAUAACGGCCCACUGGUGCUGGUCAUCCAUGCAGGGGGCAACGACCUAGGCGCGGUUAAGGUGGCCGAGCUAAUAACGAUAAUCAAGUCAGAUUUAGAGCGCUGCGCUUCACUGUUCACUAACCCAAUUAUUUUGUGGUCGGAAAUUGUCCCCAGACUAACAUGGAGAGGGGCCAGGGACCUAGAUGCGAUCGACCGCGCGCGCAGGCUACUUAACACGAGGAUAUCCCGUUUUGUCAGGAAUAAAGGAUGGGUAGCAUGGCGCCACAUCCACCUAGAGGGUGACACUUAUAGGUUCAUGACACAGGACGGAGUACACCUCAAUGACAUAGGGCAAGAUAUUUUCUUGUCCGGUUUGCAGGAUGGCAUUGAAAGGGCUCUAGGGCUCUUGGUGGGUGGGGGUCGGAGUUCAAGUAGGGGUACAUGAACUCCUCCUGGCGGGGAUAGUCCUUGGCCAUUUAAGUCCGGUUGGUUUGGUGUUUUUCACAUGCCCACUGCGUUUGCAGUGGCCGGCAUCCGUUAUAAUAACAAAUAAGUUGUUGGUGAAGUUGGGAAAGUUUUGUAAUACAUGGCAAGGACUAUUUUCGGUUGUAUCUCUUUAAUAAAGCUGUGGCCGAACCCUACCCACAAAAAAGGAA
This is a messenger RNA of Xenopus tropicalis (tropical clawed frog), 2887 nucleotides long. RefSeq lists its product as uncharacterized. Gene Ontology annotation, molecular function: DNA binding. The coding region runs from base 755 to 2086 and encodes 443 amino acids. The transcript has 2 exons. NCBI's taxonomy places the organism in Eukaryota, Metazoa, Chordata, Amphibia, Anura, Pipidae. The record is from RefSeq and is a predicted model, not a curated record. Gene Ontology annotation, biological process: DNA integration; DNA recombination.